Molecule: messenger RNA, 2837 nt
Organism: Solea senegalensis (Senegalese sole)
Lineage: Eukaryota; Metazoa; Chordata; Actinopteri; Pleuronectiformes; Soleidae
Product: beta-1,3-galactosyl-O-glycosyl-glycoprotein beta-1,6-N-acetylglucosaminyltransferase 4-like
Exons: 4
Coding region: 954-2258 (434 amino acids)
Cellular component (GO): membrane
Molecular function (GO): acetylglucosaminyltransferase activity
Source: RefSeq, a predicted model, not a curated record
GACACAAAGCCCUAUGAGACCCCUUUAUUGUCUCAGGAGCUUUACUCCUGAGACAAUGCAGGUUUGAGAACUCUCCAACAUGGCUCAAUGAUGUUGAGGUCAGAAGACUGUGAUUGAAUCUUCAGAACCGUCACCAUUUUCAGCUGUAACCACUGAAGGGUUGACUUUGCCUAAGGUUUUGAAUCAGUCUCAUGUUGGAGAGUUCAACAGCGUCCCAUUAGCAGUAUGCUGAAUUCAUCAAACCAUCAAUGUUUGACCCAAUUCCCAAACACAGGGAUUAUGGUUGUGACCAGAACAUUGACUCCCUUAUUUUCUAGUUUUCAUCAGAGUUUAGAAACUGAUUGGUGUUAUUUUUUACAUCCUUUUCUUGGUUCAUAAAGAUCAACUACCUUUCUUUGACAUUUCUCAGUAUCAGUAUGCGAGACAGUAAUGAAAAGUCAUAUUUCCCAAAAACGAGUACUUCACAAGAUCUGCUAAGGGUAUGUACAUUUACGGGCAGCUGAAUUGUUUCUCACCAUGAUGAUUUUAACCCUUUGAGUAACAGGGUUUGGCUUUUUGUCCUCUUCUUCAGCCAGCACAUGGGCAAACUGGCUUAGCUGCCAGACUGGACGACCCUCGCGGCUUUCCCUGGAAAGCUGUGCACAAGAACAUACCACAGUGUGACCACAACGAAAGAGAAAGAGAGAGCAGCAGGUGUGAGACUCAACUGAAAGUCAACUAUCAUUCCUACCUCAAGGACUAAUGAGACACAUGCUGGGAAGAAAGUCAUGAAGACGAAAUAAUUGGCCAAGACAGACAUACAGCCAAAACAGCACAUGAUCUCCAAUUGUGGCACCCCUGGAUAAAAAUGGAGAAGAGCAACCAGGGUAGUUUGAAGCAAGCACACUGCUACUGGGUUGGAAAGAUCACAGUCAAGCACCACUGUUUUGGUCAGUGUGUGAAGCGGGAACAAAAUGGUUAACAUACUUCUAAAACUCAGAAGACAGAUGGUCAUAACAACACUGUCGCUGCUGAUUCUCUGUCUCUUGUUAGUGGUCAGGGUGAAGUACAUGUCCAUCACUGAGCUUCCAUCUCCCCCAGCACCUGUGGUAGAUGAUGUUUCAAUUCAGACAGUUCACAAAUACAACAUCAGCUGCUCAGCCAUAUAUGACAUGGACCCGAUCGAGGUGGCCAAAUCAUUGGUCAUUCGCAGGCACCACAUUGUGGAGGAUACGGAUGAAAGUCUUCGUAACCUCACCUCAGACUGCCCGUUAUUCAUCAAGUCCAGAGGCUACGACAAAGUGUGCGUCACAGAGGAGGAGAGAGAAUUCCCCCUCGCAUAUUCUCUGGUUGUGCAUAAAUCUGCGUGGAUGGUAGAGAGACUCAUCAGAACCCUGUACACGCCGUAUAACAUCUACUGCAUUCACUAUGACCAGAAGUCUUCACCUCAGUUUAUUGCAGCCAUUAAGAGUCUGGUGGGCUGUUUUUCCAACGUCUUCAUCGCCUCUCAGCUAGAGUCUGUCUACUAUGCAAGUUACAGUCGAUUAAAAGCUGACCUCAACUGUCUGUCUGACCUUUUGGCAUCAGAAGUCAAGUGGAAGUAUGUCAUCAACCUCUGCGGCCAAGAUUUCCCCCUCAGGUCCAACAUUGAGCUUGUGGCCGAACUCAAAAAGUUAAAUGGUGCCAACAUGCUGGAGUCAAGUUGGCCCACUGAGUAUAAGUCGUGGAGGUUCACCUUUCACCACGAGCUGAUGAGCGCCAACUAUGAAUAUGAAAAAAUUCCAGUAAGAACAGACGUGAAAAAGGCCCCGCCACCUCACGGUAUCCAGAUGUUCACUGGCAACGCCUAUUUUGUCGUGUCACGGGCCUUAAUCGUGUACUUGAACUCCUCAGUUGUGGUGAAGGAUUUUUUAGCCUGGUCAGAGGACACCUUCUCCCCAGAUGAGCAUUUUUGGGCCACAGUCGUGCGACUGCCAGGUGUUCCCGGGGAGGUGCCAAGAUCCGAGCCUGAUAUCACCGACCUGAUGAGUAUGACCAGGCUGGUGAAGUGGCAGUACCUGGAGGAAGACCUCUACCCAACAUGCUCGGGGGCACACAAUCGUGCCAUUUGCAUUUUUGGUGCUGCAGAACUGCGGUGGUUGCUCCAUUAUGGCCACUGGUUUGCCAACAAGUUUGAUACCAAUGUGGACCCAAUUAUUAUUCAGUGCCUUGAGGAGAAGCUGGAGGAAAAAAGUAAGUUAUUCCGGUCACUGGCAUCCCCAUCUUGCCGUGAGAGUUAACCACACCCUCAGCAGGGAUUUCAUCUAUUCAGCUGUUUACUCUUUGAAAACUACUAUAUUUGGACUUUAUUUCAACAUGAUAUUUGGUCAUAUUCAGGGAAUUUCCAUUGUUUUCUAAUAUAUAAUAUAGUAUAAUUUAAUGUAAUAUAAUAAUUAGUAGUUUUUGUUUGAUGUGUCCAGUCCAUAGACAAUUAUAAAAAUGGAUGUAGUCUUCUGUGACUGGUGCUAUGUCAGGUUUUGAAGCAUCAACUGCAGCCAGGCACCUGUCGGUCAAAAUCCCAGUAUACCCUGGUGUUUACAGUAGAGCAGUAUCUCUGAUUUUGUACCACCAGGGGAAGCUCAGCGGUACAUGUACCGUAGUUUGAGAACCAAGGAUUCUAGAGGAAUGCUCAUUUUUACAUUCUGUGGUCCAGUCCUCGUGACUGUGAGGUGGAAUGGAGGGUUUUUUUUAAUAAGAAAAACGUGUCUUAUUUAUGGGUGAAAUGAGAAAAUGUGUGUCACAGUGACUGAUUUUCUGAUUGUAGUAUAUACUGACGUGUAAAUGAUGUAAUAGAAAGUUGAAUUAAAAGGAUACCCACA